AUGCACAAAGAGGGAUUCGAGCAACUGGACACGUUUCCUGCUCUUAUGCAGAAGCUCGAAGCAAAACGAUACUUUAUCGAGGACACCAUUGACAGCAUCGUAAUGAGACGAGAAGAACAGAAGGGGAUCCAUGAACGCCGCUUCAAAAAGUUAGAGCAAGGGAUACUCGUCAUACAAAAGAGUGUAUUGCCUAGAGCCCUGGCUUUAGGGCAGGACCAACUCCUCCGAGAUGCGAAGGUCAAAAUUGGGGAGACAUUAUGCGGGCAAAGGGCAGUGAAAUUAGUACCUUAUGGCCAGCGGAGCAUAGCCUUGAGCAUACUCUACCGAUACGCGCAUACGUUGCAGGAUAGACUGUUAGCCGGACGCCCACUCUCAGAUAUUCCCCCUACGUCAACGGCAGACAAGUGCAGGUUUGCACACUAUCUUCUUUUCGCGGAAAAGGGGAAAUGUACCACAUUUGGAGGUCUUCGCCACUAUCUGGAGGUCUUGUUCCAGUGGACGUGGGGUGUUUCCAUUGAAGCAGCGGGCAAGACUGAGGAGCUCUGCAAACACCACCCAGCCAUCCAGAAGGCUCGGGUGGUAGCAGCGGGGAUGCCACAUCCUAAACCACAAGGUCGGCCAUCCUCCCUCCCACGUCCUGCCAAAAUUAGGGAGACAAUGUACAAGGACAAGGGGGUCUUCAAAGAAGUGACACGAUCUCGUCGAGUUGAAGGUUCUGGCUUCCCAAUGUCCACAGUCUCAGAUGACGAGGGAAUUAGCCAGAAGGAACGACACAGACCCUCAAAAGUCCGGUUUACUUCUCCAGCCUCUGGAUUAAUCCACUCCACAGAGUCCACCCCCAACAACGAAAAGCUCCGUCGAAACAGUGCCGAAUCGAGUCUACCUCAAUGCAUUCAGUGCCACCAUCUCCAACAAAUGGGAGCAAGGUGGUGCCGGUGGAAAUGA
Messenger RNA from Lindgomyces ingoldianus, 945 nucleotides. RefSeq lists its product as uncharacterized. The transcript has 2 exons. The coding region runs from base 1 to 945 and encodes 314 amino acids. The record is from RefSeq and is a predicted model, not a curated record. Lineage: Eukaryota; Fungi; Ascomycota; Dothideomycetes; Pleosporales; Lindgomycetaceae.